AUGGAGUGCUCCUUCGGUAUCACAGGCAAGGGUUACACGAUCAUCGCUUCGGACUCGAACGCCGCCCGUUCCAUCGUCAAGAUGAAGUCCGACGUCGACAAGCAAAAGGUGCUCAGCGAUCACCUCGUCAUGACAUUCUCGGGAGAGCCAGGUGACACUCUUCAGUUCUCCGAGUGGAUCGAGCGCAACAGCAGACUAUACAGCAUCAGGAACCACGUCGAAUUGAGACCAAAGUCCGCAGCAUCAUGGAUUCGCAAGGAGCUCGCCGAGUCACUGCGAUCCAGGAACGCUUAUCAAGUCAACCUCCUCCUUGGCGGCUUCGACUUACCCAGCUCCGAACCGGCAUUGUACUGGAUUGACUACCUUGGAACGCUAGCCACUGUUCCCUUCGCAGCGCAUGGCUACGGUGCAUUCUUUGCCAUGUCGACGCUAGAUCGAUAUCACCGUCCCGAUAUGUCACUCGAGGAGGGUCUGGACUUGUUGCGCCGCUGCAUCAACGAGCUAAAGCAGCGUUUCAUUGUCGAUCUCGGCACUUUCACCAUUCGUGUCGUUGAUCGCGAGGGCGCUCGCACUGUUGAGCUCUGA
This is a messenger RNA of Ustilago hordei, 585 nucleotides long. RefSeq names its product putative multicatalytic endopeptidase complex chain PRE1. Gene Ontology annotation, molecular function: peptidase activity. Gene Ontology annotation, biological process: proteasomal protein catabolic process. NCBI's taxonomy places the organism in Eukaryota, Fungi, Basidiomycota, Ustilaginomycetes, Ustilaginales, Ustilaginaceae. Gene Ontology annotation, cellular component: proteasome core complex; cytosol; proteasome core complex, beta-subunit complex. The transcript has 2 exons. The coding region runs from base 1 to 585 and encodes 194 amino acids. The record is from RefSeq and is a predicted model, not a curated record.